Messenger RNA from Camarhynchus parvulus, 2046 nucleotides. RefSeq names its product solute carrier family 15 member 4 (gene SLC15A4). The transcript is spliced from 8 exons. Gene Ontology annotation, biological process: transmembrane transport; oligopeptide transport; histidine transport. Gene Ontology annotation, molecular function: L-histidine transmembrane transporter activity. The record is from RefSeq and is a predicted model, not a curated record. Gene Ontology annotation, cellular component: membrane. NCBI's taxonomy places the organism in Eukaryota, Metazoa, Chordata, Aves, Passeriformes, Thraupidae. The coding region runs from base 53 to 1798 and encodes 581 amino acids.
GGGUCCCGGCGGGCGGGCCGGGAGCGCGGCGGGGCCGCGGGGACGCGAGGCCAUGGACGAGGCCGAGCCGAACGAACGCAGCCCUCUGCUGAGCAGCGGCGAGCGCGGGCGGGCGGCCAGCAGCGCCUUCCAGGGCCGGCGGCUGGCCUGCGCCGCCGUGCUGCUGGCCGAGCUGCUGGAGCGAGUGGCCUUCUACGGCAUCACCUCCAACCUGGUGCUGUUCCUCAACGGGCCGCCCUACGGCUGGGAGGGCGCGCAGGCCAGCCAGGCGCUGCUGCUCUUCAUGGGCAUCACGUACCUGGUGUCGCCGUUCGGGGGCUGGCUGGCUGACGCCCUGCUGGGCAAGUUCGGCACCAUCCUGCUCAGCAUGGCGCUGUACCUGCUGGGCAUGCUGGCCUUCCCCGUCAUCGCCGCGCCGCACACCCGCCAGGGCCUGUGCGGGGACAUCCCCCUGUUCCCCGUGGAGAACUGCUCCUCGCCGGCCGCCAACGCCACCCUGGCGCCCUGCUCCCAGGCGGGAGCCACCCGCUACUGCGCCACCGCCACCUUCGUGGGACUGGUCCUCGUGGGGCUGGGCGUCGGCUCGGUCAAGGCCAACAUCACCCCGUUCGGGGCGGACCAGGUCAAAGACCGGGGUCCAGAAGCCACAAGGAGGUUUUUUAAUUGGUUUUAUUGGAGCAUUAAUCUGGGAGCUAUCCUGUCUCUGGGAGGCAUUGCCUACAUCCAGCAGAACGUGAGCUUUGUGAUCGGCUACAGCAUCCCCACAGUCUGCAUCGGGAUUUCCUUCAUGGUUUUCUUAUGUGGGCAGAGCUUCUUCAUCACCAAGCCUCCUGACGGCAGUGCCUUCACAGACAUGUUCAGAAUCCUCACGUACUCCUGCUGCUCCAAGAAGAGCCACGGGGAGCACUCAGCAAACAGUGAAGGCCAGGGAGUGCUGCACCCGCCUCGCAGGCAGAGCCUCUUCGAGAUGGCCAAGCUGUCUCGGGGGGGCCCCUUCAGAGAAGACAAGGUAGAGGAUGUGAAAGCUCUUGUCAAGAUUAUCCCUGUCUUUCUGGCUUUAAUACCUUACUGGACAGUGUAUUUUCAAAUGCAGACAACAUAUGUGUUGCAGAGCCUCCACCUGAAAAUUCCCGAGAUAUCCAAUGACACCAACUCCAUCCAUACGUUCCCAGCAGCCUGGCUGACCAUGUUUGAUGCAGUGCUUAUCCUGAUCCUGAUCCCCCUAAAGGACAAACUGGUGGACCCCAUUUUGAAGAGGCAUGGCUUGCUGCCGUCCUCCCUGAAGAGGAUUGCAGUUGGGAUGUUCUUUGUGAUGUGCUCUGCCUUUGCUGCAGGAAUUCUGGAAAGCAACAGACUGAAAAUCGUGAAGGUUAAAACAAUUAACCAGACAAUUGGGAAUGUUACAUACCACGCUGCAGAUUUGCCAAUCUGGUGGCAGAUCCCUCAAUACGUGCUGAUUGGAUUCAGUGAAAUAUUUGCAAGUAUAGCAGGUCUGGAAUUUGCAUAUUCAGCUGCUCCCAAGUCCAUGCAGAGUGCCAUUAUGGGGCUGUUCUUUUUCUUCUCGGGGAUUGGCUCCUUUGUUGGCUCUGGAUUGUUGGCACUGGUGUCUAUUAAGGAAAUUGGCUGGAUGAGUAAUCACACAGAUUUUGGCAAUAUCAAUGGCUGCCAAUUGAACUAUUACUUCUUUCUGCUGGCUGCUAUCCAGGGAGCCACCCUGCUGCUGUUCCUGAUUGUCUCUGUCAAGUACGAGCACCACAAGGCCAAGGCGGGCGAGGCGGCUGCCAACGGGAGGCUGUGAGCCUGUGAGGCAGGGCACCCAGUGCCAGCAGCACCAGGGAGGGCAGUGCCAGCCAGGGCCUGCCCAGGGACCCUGCAGCCCUGCCCUGUGCCCGUGGGUAAGUGCCUUAGGGCAGGGGCUGCUUCUUGCACUACGGCCUGGCAGGGACAGCAAAGCUGGGCGUGAAUCACUGCAGGCUCUGGAGCUGCUCUGUGCCCAUGGGGAGCUGAAUCCAUCCCCUGCAGGCUCUGGAGCUGCUCUGUGCCCAU